AGGGCCCCGCACGCAGGCCUCGCCGCCCGAGUCUGAGUACGCUCCGGCCUUUCCCCGCACCCCGCCCAGGGACCGUCAGGGAAAGGAGAAGGUGUUCGGUAGGGCUGGUCCAGCCGUUACGGGCGGAAAGUGAAAAAAGAGGGGGGUUGGGAAACGGCGUGCACUGCUCCACUCGCGGUGGGGGCUGGCUUGUUUUUGUGACGGAGGCUGAGGGCGGCAGCGACGGCGGCGGCGGUCUACCUUUUGAAAUUUUUCAACCAUGACUAAAAGAGAAGCAGAAGAACUAAUAGAAAUUGAAAUUGAUGGAACUGAGAAACAAGAGUGCACUGAAGAAAGCAUUGUUGAGCAAACAUACACCACUGCAGAAUUUGUGAGUCAGGCUAUUGAUAUCAAUGAACCAGUUGGAAAUCUUAAGAAACUGCUGGAACCAAGACUUCAGUGUUCUUUGGAAGCACAUGAAAUCUGUCUGCAGGACAUUCAGCUGGAUCCCGACCGUAGUCUCUUUGAUCAAGGUGUCAAGACAGAUGGAACUGUGCAGCUAAGUGUCCAAGUAAUAUCAAGACAAGGAAUCGAACCAAAGUUAAACAUCCUUGAAAUUGUAAAGCCGGUGGAAACUGUUGAGGUAGUGAUAGACCCAGAUGCCCACCACACUGAAACUGAGGCACACCUUGUGGAGGAAGCUCAAGUGAUAACGCUGGAUGGAACAAAACAUAUUACCACCAUAUCUGAUGAAACAUCUGAACAAGUAACUCGGUGGGCUGCAGCACUAGAAGGCUACCGUAAAGAACAAGAACGCUUAGGAAUACCCUAUGACCCAGUACAGUGGUCAACUGACCAGGUGCUGCACUGGGUCGUAUGGGUAAUGAAGGAGUUCAGCAUGACAGACAUAGACCUCAAUACUCUUAGCAUUCCUGGGAGAGACCUGUGCAGCCUCAUCCAAGAGGAUUUUUUUCAGAGGGUCCCUCGGGGAGAAAUCCUUUGGAGCCACCUGGAACUUCUUCGAAAAUAUGUGUUAGCUAGCCAAGAACACUCUGGAGAAAUAGCAACAGUUACUAUUGAUCAACCUGUGCAAAUUAUUCCAGCUUCUGUACAGCCUUCUACUCCAACCACCAUUAAAGUCAUAAACAGUAGUGCAAAGACAGCAAAAGUGCAGAGAGCACCAAGGAUUUCAGGAGAAGAUAGAAGUUCACCUGGUAACAGAACAGGAAACAAUGGCCAGAUCCAGUUAUGGCAGUUUUUACUUGAGCUUCUGACUGAUAAAGAUGCUCGAGACUGCAUUUCAUGGGUUGGCGAUGAAGGAGAGUUCAAACUAAACCAACCAGAGCUAGUUGCACAGAAGUGGGGACAGCGUAAAAAUAAGCCUACUAUGAACUAUGAGAAACUCAGUCGUGCUUUACGGUAUUACUAUGAUGGGGACAUGAUCUGCAAAGUUCAAGGAAAGAGGUUUGUAUACAAGUUUGUCUGUGACUUGAAGACUCUCAUUGGGUAUAGUGCCGCAGAGUUGAAUCGAUUAGUCACAGAGUGUGAACAAAAGAAACUGGCAAAGAUGCAGCUCCAUGGCAUUGCACAACCGGUCACAGCAGUCGCACUGGCUACAGCAUCUCUGCAAACAGAAAAAGAUAACUAAGUACUAGGACCUAAGAGCUUGGAAGCAUGAGGCCUUUAUUGUAUGCUGAGCAGUUUCUGGUCUUAAAACGGGAGCUACUUCUGUUCCUUGGCAGUACAAUAUGAUGCAUGGUUUUUCUACAGAGAACUAAGGCUCCCAGAAAUUUGGAUCUUUUUCACUUAAAGGUAUAUAUUUCAUGUAUGUUAAGGGCACUCCACAGAUUCUUCAACGUGAAGACAAACCUCUUGUGGAAAGUAGUCUGGAAUUGGUAAGAAAACCUAAUAUUGGUUGGUGCCAUGUCAUUGCCCUCCUGAUGAUUUUUCAAGCAUUUUAAGAAAGUGAAGCAUUUACACAGCAUAAACCAGUCAAUAUUUUGAGUUUAUUUCUCUGCACUUCUGUUCUUAAGCUACCAGAUAGAAUGUAAUAUAUUUCUACAGAUAGAGCAGCUUCUGUUAACCAUGCUCAUUAUUAUGUAAGCAUGCCAAGCUGCAAGAAACACACUGAAAAGUACCAUGCUCCUAAGGUGAUUUCUCUGUUCAAUAGCAAAAGAAGUGUAAUAUAGGCAAAACUGAAGAUCACUGCUGAAGAGAGAGAUCCAAGUCUAAGUCCAGCAAGAUCAAAAACCAAUUAUGAGUUUUUUGAUAUAACAUGUAGAUAAAGUGUGAAUUUAAGGAAAAGUACUAUCUUGAGAGACCUUGCUAAACUUAAUAUCUGGAACAAAAAGAUUUUCCAUGUUUUUCAUGUUAAGGAGAUUAAAAACUUGAAAUGUUUGUCUCUCAUCCAAAGAAUAGGUUUUUGCUUUGUUCUAAUCUACAUUGCAGAGUAUAUCAGCUGAUUCUGCUUAUACUUGCACUGUAGUUGACUUUGAACUGAAGACUUAAGUUAAUCACAGAGAAAAGCCCCUUCCUGUUGAGGAACAAAAUGUAAUUGCAGCUUAAUUGAUAAGAAAUGAAGUUUGACUUCCCUAUGUUAUAUAGUCUAAUGUAUUAAAAUAAAGACAAAUGCAGUUUCUUUCUUUAAAUUGCUUGCUUUCCAAGUGCUUAUUUUGGUGCUGUGGAAAUAAAAGGGUGUGUAUUAUUCAGACUAAACAAGACAUAGUUCAGUAAUUUGAUAAUUUAAACUGAUUUCCAGUUUAAAUCCAGAGGUGCUUGGAACUUUACUUGGAACUGCAUUUUCUCCAUUAGGAUCUUUAUUCUCUUUAAAGCUUGGAAAGCACAUUCAGGAAUAUGUGUUUGCUUUUUCUUCACCUUCCACUUAUGUGGUGUAAAUACAUUCUGGUUGUGUGCAGGUUUCUCAUUGAAUCAUCAUAACUAACAGAACAAGCAUAUUAGAAGUUGUUACACUUAACAAUUCACAAACAUGCAGAUGUUAAACAGGAUCUUCAUUCUUUAUGAGCAAAUCUUUCAAGAGUUGAGCAUCAGGCUUAGAGUAAUAAGUACUGAACAUAAAAUGUGGGAACAUUAGACUACAGCUUUAUUUACAUUAAGGACUCUACUGAUUUCCAAGGUCCUAUCUAUACUUAUUAGUUUUCAGUCAACUUGGAAAAAUUAGAGGAAUAUAUUGUGGUAUUUAAAUAUCAUUUUAGGUAAAGUAUUUAGCAUCAAUUUUUGUGAACCGCCCAGAGAGCUUCGGCUAUUGGGCGGUAUAGAAAUGCAAUAAUUAAUUAAUUAAUUAAUUUUGGGUGUCAGUUCUGCGGCCAGUUAAGUCCAUUUUCUCUAGAACACAGGAUUGCAAUGUUAGCUUGACUACCAUUUCAUGCUAUUCUUCAAACUGGUUGAGAAUACUUUUUCUCUCCAAGUCUGAAGGAUAAUUAUGAUAAAAGAAAAGCCCACUUGAAUUGUACAAGAAUUUAAAUUCUAUGCAUAGCAGGAGCCUUUAGUCUAUAGCAAAAGGGCAGAGUGGUGGCAGAUAAAAGUAUGUGCCUGAAAAGAUGGAUUUCAGUAUUGCUUGUGCAGUGCUAAGGAGGACAAGCAACAUAACUCAAAUUAUUGGUUCAUAUUUAUCUCUUUUAGAUGUGUUUUGAAAUGUACCAGGCAUCUAACAUCUCCUUAUAGUCUGUAAAUCCUGAGGCAGACUAGAGGGAUCACAAAUUACAUGUAUUAAUGCUAUCAUAGGUAUAAUCUCAGCUAUGCACAUAAUAGAAUAAGCCAUAUUAGGGAACAUGGCACAUGGCCUUUCUUUUAUAUAUACAUUGGAUCUGUUUUCUGAAUUUUAAAUUUUCAUUGUGUUUCCUUUGUAAGUUUGCUGCACUUGUAAUAGUUUUCCCAUUUAUAGAGUUCUGAUGUGUUUUAAAAACGUUGGGUUAGAUCUAGAAAUAGUAAUACUUAGUAGACCCAAUGAAAUCAAUGGGAGAAGUUAGUCAAGACUAACUUAAAUUCCAAUACAUUUCAAUUGAUCUACUCUAAAUAAGACUGUUUCUGGAUCUAGCCCCUGACACAUUUGUCAGAUUUCUUGGGGACAAUCUGUGACAAAUUUGAAGUCUUCAGUUAGAGGGUAUGCAUUAUUGUAUGUCAAAUGGCAUUGUGUGGCUGUCAGAAGAAAAAUAUAGAUGGUAUAUUCCCAAAUUUUUGUAAAAUGGAGGGGUUUUGCAUACAUUUUUACUCUUUAAGGACACAUACUCUGCUAAUUAUGUAUUUCUCUUUGCGUUAAAUUUUUUGGUAAUUUUACAUGAAACAAUUAUUUUCUAUUUUUACUCUAAAAUAUUUGUGCAUAAAAUUGUCAAUAUAGUAAAGUAAGAAAAUAAAAUUUUACACAGCAAAA
This is a messenger RNA of Elgaria multicarinata webbii, 4366 nucleotides long. It is a transcript of the gene GABPA, whose product is annotated as GA binding protein transcription factor subunit alpha. Lineage: Eukaryota; Metazoa; Chordata; Lepidosauria; Squamata; Anguidae. Gene Ontology annotation, biological process: cell differentiation; regulation of transcription by RNA polymerase II. The record is from RefSeq and is a predicted model, not a curated record. The transcript is spliced from 10 exons. Gene Ontology annotation, molecular function: sequence-specific DNA binding; DNA-binding transcription factor activity, RNA polymerase II-specific. Bases 260 to 1627 code for a protein of 455 amino acids. Gene Ontology annotation, cellular component: nucleus.